Gekko japonicus is the source of this 1359-nucleotide messenger RNA. RefSeq names its product potassium channel tetramerization domain containing 8 (gene KCTD8). Bases 1 to 1359 code for a protein of 452 amino acids. Gene Ontology annotation, molecular function: protein binding. The record is from RefSeq and is a predicted model, not a curated record. The transcript has 2 exons. Gene Ontology annotation, biological process: protein homooligomerization; regulation of G protein-coupled receptor signaling pathway. Lineage: Eukaryota; Metazoa; Chordata; Lepidosauria; Squamata; Gekkonidae.
AUGGCGCUGAAGGACAGCGGCGGCGGGGGCAGCGCGGCCGCCACCAUCCUGCCCAUCAGCGACAUGGUGUCGUCGUCGUCCUCGGCGGCGGCGGGGGAGCCGGGGGGCUGCGCCUUCCCGGAGGUGGUGGAGCUGAACGUGGGCGGGCAGGUGUACGUGACCAAGCACUCGACGCUGCUCAGCGUGCCGGACAGCACCCUGGCGCACAUGUUCGCCCCCCGCCGGAGCGCCCCGCGGGAGCUGCCGCGGGACAGCCGGGCGCGCUUCUUCAUCGACCGCGACGGCUUCCUCUUCAGGUACGUGCUGGACUACCUGCGCGACCAGCAGCUGGCCCUGCCCGAGCACUUCCCGGAGAAGGAGCGCCUCCUCCGCGAGGCCGAGUUCUUCCAGCUGGCCGACCUGGUCAAGCUCCUCGCGCCCAAGGUGGCCAAGCAGAGCUCGCUCAACGACGAGGGCUGCCAGAGCGACCUCGACGACGCCAACUCGCCCGGCAGCGGCGGCGGCGGCGGCAGCGAGCUCCUCCUGCUCCCCCCGCGGGCCGGCGAGAGGCGCUCGGGCUUCAUCACCGUCGGCUACCGCGGCUCCUACACCGCCGCGCGGGACAGCCAGGCCGACGCCAAGUUCCGCCGCGUGCCCCGCAUCAUGGUCUGCGGCCGCAUCGCCCUGGCCAAGGAGAUCUUCGGCGAGAGCCUCAACGAGAGCCGCGACCCGGCCCGACCCCCGGAGAAGUACACCGCCCGCUUCUACCUGAAGUUCACCUACCUGGAGCAGGCCUUCGACCGCCUCUCCGAGGCCGGCUUCCACAUGGUCGCCUGCAACUCCACCGGCACCGCCGCCUUCGUCAGCCAGUACCGGGACGACAAGAUCUGGAGCAGCUACACCGAGUACAUCUUCUACAGACCGCCACAGCGAACAACCUCUCCCAAGCAAGACCACGAAGACAGAAAGCAUGAAAAAAUCACAGACAAAGGGAGCGAGAGUGGAACGUCCUGCAACGAGUUGUCCACCUCGAGUUGUGACAGCCACUCUGAACCAAGCACGCCCCAGGAAAAUGCCACUUCCGCCCAGCCAGCCGCAGGGCACCAGCCAAACACUCUAACUUUGGAUCGGCCCUCUAAGAAGGCCCCCGUGCAGUGGAUGGCGCCCCCAGACAAACGCAGGAACAGUGAACUUUUUCAGACUCUCAUUAGCAAGUCCAGAGAAACAAACCUUUCCAAAAAGAAGGUGUGCGAGAAGCUGAGCGCUGAAGAAGAGAUGCAGAAAUGUAUUCAGGACUUUAAAAAGAUCCAUAUUCCGGAUGAUUUCCCGGAGCGCAAACGCCCUUGGCAGUCUGAACUCUUACAGAAAUAUGGGCUAUAG